AAAUAAUAAUAAUAAUAAUAAUAAAGGAAGGGUAACAGAGAACAACACAUGGCUUUAUCUGGAGUGAUGCUGCCGUCGUUUUCGACAUUCUCAAAUCAAAGAGAAAAAACUUGGGAAAACAGGUGGAAAGGAGAGAUGGACAAGCUGAUGUCGUCCAGCUGCUCCGUGCUCGAAAUGGUACAGAACCUGGACAAAAAGGACGACGAGGAUCUGAGUAACUUUCUUGAUCUGGAUUUUAUUCUCGCUAACACAACUGGCUCAGAAAGCGCCGCGGAAUACGUUGACCCCAACCUGUACCCGGCGGAGAGCUCGGUGCCAUCCUACCCAGCGGAGGACCACCGCUCCCCUCCUCCGCCGUACGGCGCCAGCCUCAUGACGGAGCUGCUGCGCACCGAUGCAACCAGCACGUACGGCGUUACGCGCACCGCCAGCAACAGUAACGGCGGCGGCGUCCAGGGGAGGUUUUUCAACACAGCUCAUUUCCCCCGGCAGGACAUUGGCAGUAACAUUAAAGUCGAGCCGCCCAUGGACAGUUACGGCCCCGUUUUGGGCAUGGUGCUCCAAAGCUGCAGCAAAAUCAAGCAAGAAGGGAACGUUUCGUGCAUGAUGCCCUUCGAGCAGCCCCGGGUGGCGAUCUCCCCGCGCGCUUCCAGCAGCAUGACACCGCCUCUCAGCCCCGACGAUCAGGGCACGUCGGACUACCAGGCACCGAUGUGUCAGACCAUCAACUUCCCGCAUAAGUAUCACGCCGCGGCUGCUUUCCCGCACCACGCACCGGCGCCUCCUCAGAUGCAGAUGCCCUUCCACGCUCCGCACCCUCCGUUUGGAAUGUACGAGGACGCACUCGGCAUGCAGCCGGGUGCGCAGAGGGUGAUGCUCACGCCGCCUUCAUCUCCCCUCGAGCUGCUGGAGUCCAAACCGAAGAGAGGACGGCGAACGUGGCCGCGGAAGCGCACGGCGACGCACACCUGCACAUUCGCCGGCUGCGGCAAAACCUACACGAAAAGCUCGCACCUGAAGGCACAUCUCCGCACUCACACUGGUGAGAAGCCCUACCACUGCAGCUGGGAAGGCUGCGGAUGGAAAUUCGCCCGCUCCGACGAGCUGACGCGUCAUUUCCGCAAACACACCGGCCACAGGCCUUUCCAGUGCCACCUGUGCGAGCGCGCCUUCUCCAGGUCUGACCACUUGGCUCUCCACAUGAAGAGACACAUGUGAAGAAGCGCACGGAAGGACUUGUGUUGAUUACUUAAUUUAAAAUCCCCUCCACAUGACCAAAACCUGUUUUAUUUUUUUCCCUUGUAUACUGAAUUCAAAUUUUGUGUUAUUUUCUAAAAUAACGUAGCUGGUACUACUUUGGUUAUGUAAAAGCUUUAGACAAGCUUGACCAGGAAGGGGCUGGCCCUGUAUAUACUACUCUCUCCUCUGACAGAACUGGAAUGAUGUUUGACACAAAAGUGCCUUUCUAUGACUGUGCUACUGCAAAACUCUUUGUGACACAACUACAUGGCCACGGAACCGUAUACAUGUUCUUGUCGACAGGAGUAAAGUGCACAUACACUUGCCCAACAUGUGCAAAGACAAUGUUUUAUUUAAACUGCCUAUUUGAAUGGCCUGUUUAUUCUAUUGCAUAUUUUUACAUUUUUUUUUGCCUCCUUUUGUGUGAAAACUCGAUCCAGCAGCCGCUCUGUACACCAUCGGGGCUUGAUGCCCUGUGAUUUAUUUUGUACUUAAAUUUAUAUAAAUAUGUACAUGAUUUUAUACUGUAAAUGUGUAUUUAUUGUAAAUAUUAAAAAAGGAUGAAA
Messenger RNA from Thalassophryne amazonica, 1805 nucleotides. RefSeq names its product Kruppel-like factor 2b (gene klf2b). Gene Ontology annotation, biological process: regulation of transcription by RNA polymerase II. The record is from RefSeq and is a predicted model, not a curated record. Gene Ontology annotation, molecular function: RNA polymerase II cis-regulatory region sequence-specific DNA binding; DNA-binding transcription factor activity, RNA polymerase II-specific. The transcript has 4 exons. NCBI's taxonomy places the organism in Eukaryota, Metazoa, Chordata, Actinopteri, Batrachoidiformes, Batrachoididae. Bases 49 to 1218 code for a protein of 389 amino acids.